AUGAAGAAGCUGUUGGUGGCCGAGGAAGGCGAAGGUCGAGUGAUCAGUCAAGAUGAAGAAGGCUGUCGACCCAUUGUCAAGAUGAAGCGUAUGCAAUUGUCUGCUUCGGAGAUGGAGGAAUGGCAGAAACCUCUGUCGUCCGAAGAUUUUGCUGAGGAAGAUACUGAGGGUUGGAUCAAGUGUGACUUCUUAUUUUGCACAAUGAAACGUUACAAGAUGCGAGAACGGCUAAUGAGAGAGAAGAGGUUGAAACAGAAUACCCUGUCCCACCCAAUCGACGUCUACUCCAGGACUGAUGCUGCUGCUAAUGAGAAGCAGGAAAAUUCGAAGGGUGGGCCAAAAUCGAAACAAUCUAGGGGAUGCGUCAGAGCGAAGAAAAAGGCCAGCGACGUCUUUGAGAUGCAAUCAGUACGACUGAUCGACGAAGAACGCCAGGAGCCUACACAAACCAUGAUAAAGAGGCCAAGGAAGGCAGCUGUCAGGCCGCCCGAGCCAGACAGGGAGAUCCCUCAGGACGUCAAGAACAAGAUUAUUGAGGGCCUGGGAGGGAGCGAGAUUCUCUUUGUGUGCGAGAAGCAUCUCACCAAGAGCGAUUGUGACCGGAAUGAACACCGUCUCAUGAUGACCGAGAAAAUGAUCAGCUGGUUGCCCUCGUUCUUGAGUGAUGACGAGAAAGAAUUCCUCAAGAUUCGUGGUGAGAAGAAUAAAUUGAACGAGAUACCAGUCGAGAUGCUGGAGCCCACGCUCAACACUUGCAGACUGGCACUUAGGAGGUGGGAGAUGAAGAAGCCUGGGAAGUCCUCCUCCGUCGCGUUCGUGCUCGCAGACGGGUGGAAUGAUGUGGUGGCGCGGAAUGGCCUCAACGUGGGGGAUCAUGUCGAGGUGUGGUCGUUUCGGCGCCUGUCGCAGCUCUGUCUUGCUCUGAUCACAACGCGUAAUUAA
Punica granatum (pomegranate) is the source of this 942-nucleotide messenger RNA. The record is from RefSeq and is a predicted model, not a curated record. Lineage: Eukaryota; Viridiplantae; Streptophyta; Magnoliopsida; Myrtales; Lythraceae.